CAAAAAUAUGACUUAGCUAUUCACAGAUGCAAAAGCACUUCCUUCUCUGUAGUGAGUACUCUUUAAUACUUGAGGUUCACAGGACUCUUUUUGAUGAAAACAAAGCAAAGAAGACUCUGUCUUUGAAUCAAAGCUGGUCAAGAAUUUUGUUCUUAGUUAUUGUCCAGCCAGCUAGAAAGUUCAAAUUACUGGUACUUGCUUUGCCGAUGGUUCUGUUAGUAAGACUKGGCUUUCUGCAAUUUAGAGCUGUAUUUUUCUCCUGCAGUAGACAUAUUGUAUUUGUAGCUCUUAAUAUACAAAAUGAAGCAUCAGUUCAUGUUAGACCAACAACAAGCAGAUCAAGCAUGGAUCUGUUCAGGAAGAAAAUUAAUGCGUCCUUGGACUCCUGAAGGAAGAGCCUUCCUGAUGGGACCACUUUCAAGAGUGGAGUGAAAAGCGGAUUCGCAAAGUUCCAGCAUUGACGCUUUCAAGGAAUUUAUGUGCUGAUGGAGAUGGAAAAAGAUGAAAGAAAGGCUGAUUUCCUGGAGAAAGGUGAAGAAGACAAUUUUUUAUUGGAACUUUAUUACCUUGGAACCAUGUUCUGAGUGCUCCUCCUAGACGUCUUUCAUAAAUGUUCUUUAUAUCAACAGAGCGAUAUGAUUGAAAUUUUUUUCAUCAAACAAUAUUUGCUGGAAGAAACCUGCUUUGAAAUUUUCAGUUUGUGAAAAAAAAAGCUAUAGACUUCUACAUGGUAUUUAUUAAUUCUGCAUCUCAGUUGAGCUAAAGCAAUCUAGUCUUUGAAGUGAAUAGAAACAGAGCCCUCUUGGAUACUCUUAUUGAACAUGACUCAUGGAGAAGAGCUUGGCUCUGAGAUGCACCAGGAUUCUGUUGUUCUAACUUACCUAGAGGGAUUACUAAUGCAUCAAGCAGCAGGAGGCUCAGGUACUGCCGUCGACAAAAAGUCCACUGGGCAUAGUGGAGAGGAUCCAAACUUUAAGCUCUCUGGAAAUAUAUUUCCCAGCUGUCAAAGUAAUGGUCAAGUUCUUAACACAAAUACAUAUCAGGGAUCUGGCAUGCUGCAUCUCAAAAAAGCCAGACUGUUGCAGUCUUCUGAAGACUGGAACGCAGCGAAGAGAAGGCGGUUGUCUGAUUCCAUUGUGGAUUUAAAUGGGAAGAAGGAAGCUUUAUUAGCUGGCAUGGUUGAAAAUGUGCCUAAAGGCAAACAGGAUAGCACAUUACUUGCCUCUUUGCUUCAAUCAUUCAGCUCUAGGCUGCAGAGCGUUGCUCUGUCACAACAGAUUAGGCAGAGUCUUAAGGAGCAAGGGUAUUCCCUUAGCCAUGAUUCGUUACAAGUGGAGAAGGACCUAAGGUGCUAUGGAGUUGCAUCCAGUCACCUGAAGACUCUACUGAAGAAGAGCAAAGCGAAAGACCAGAAGCUGGACAGCAGCCUACCCGAUAUAACCAAGAACCUGCCCAAAGAGAGGUUUAUAGAAUCUCCCCAUGCAGUGCAGAGCAGCCCUAAAGUGGUCAGUGAGCCACUGUCGUGUGCUGCAAGAUUACAAGCUGUUGCAAGCAUGGUGGAGAAACGAUCCAGUCCUGCAGCUUCACCCAAGCCCAGCGUGGCGUGCAGCCAGCUAGCUUUGCUGCUCUCCAGUGAAGCUCAUUUGCAGCAGUACUCCAGGGAACAUGCUUUAAAAGCACAAAACGCAAAUCAAAUAGCAAGUGAGAGACUCGCAGCUAUGGCCAGGUUACAAGAAAGUGCCAAGAAAGACGUUGGCCAGUUUGGUGUAUCGAAAGGAGUGACAAGCCAUCUCAAUGGUCAAACAAGAUCAUCAACCAAAACGGUGUCUAGCAAAAGCAAUAUGCCACCAUUUCAGAGCUCAGCAGGAAUCAUGCCCUCGCCUCCCAAAGCGGUGGGAUACAAAAGUACUUUGGAAAGAAGUAACUUGAAAACCUCUCCCAGCAACAGCUUGCUCUUGCAUCUCCUGAAAAGCCAGAACACCACCAAACAAGCCAGAGGGCACGAACCCACUGAGAGAGCCAGCAUUUUUGAGGACAGCAGCACGCCAACAACUGUUGAUGAGUAUUCAGACAACAAUCCUAGUUUYACAGAAGAUGACAGCAGUGACGAUGAAAGCUCCCAUUCUAACUGUCUUCCUAUAGACUUAUCCUUUAAGCAGAGGACAGACAAACCGGAUGCGGGUCCAUCUGCAUCUCUGGAUAACCUGACUCAAUCCUUGCUUCAUAACUGGGAUCCAAAAAUUCCUUGUCCAGAGAACAAGGAAGACAAAGACACUCCGAAGGCUUCUAAGUUGAAUCCCCAUCAGAAAGUAACCCUGCUUCAGUUGUUACUUGGACAUAAGAGCGAGGAAAAGGUGGACAAAUGUAAUGACCCUCAGGGACCACACAGUGCAGCUGAUGUGGCAAAAUUCACUGUACAGACUGGUAAAAGGACUCCUGUUACUGACAGUCCCAGUGCGAACCGCGUGACUCCAUUAAGCACUCCACCUCUGCUGGCUUCCACAAAAGCAGACUCUCCCAUCAAUCUCUCGCAUCAGUCGUUUCUAGCCAUGAAGCGCAGCUCGCCACCCUACGCCUGCAGCCUCCCGCCAGAGAGGCUGGCGAAUCCCGCCUCUAAGCAUUUGAUAGACCUCUCCAAAAGCAAAGAAAUUCAGGGGGCUAAGCUGAGCAGAAACGAGAGCCCCCAGAACGCCUCGGCUUUCAGCGCCAGCAAGCUGCUGCAGAACCUUGCGCAGUGCGGCAUGCAGACGGCCAUGGCCAGCGAGGAGCAAAGAAGCAGCAAGCAGCUGCUCGCUGGGAGCACGGAGAAACCCGUGGGCCUCAUUGACAGRCUGAACAGCCCGCUGCUUCCCAAUAAAUUGAGCACGCAGGAAGAAAACAGCAAAAUAUUCGGCUGUCAGCCUGCACCCCCUGAACAAGGGCUCCCCGGUUCAGAAAUAGAAAAUCUCCUUGAAAGGCGCACUGUCCUUCAGCUGCUUCUGGGCACUCCGAAUAAAGGAAAGAGCGAAAAGAAAGAGAAGAUGCUUUUAAAAGACGGAAGUUCUCAAGAACCGGUGGAUAAGGCUCUGAGUGAACAAAUAUUGACAGUGAAAAUAAAAAGUGAACCUCCUGAAGAAUCAAAUGUUCCUUACAACUCGAAUGCACAGCAAAUACAAGAGUGCAAAGGUAACAAAUUUCAAGGAUUUGUUCAUUCGCUGCAGAGAAGCACGGCUGCCUCUCCAGCAUCUCCAGACUUGAAAUCUGAGCCUCUUUCACCUCAAGAUUUCUCUUUUUCCAAAAACGGCCUGCUAAGUAGAUUGCUGAGACAGAACCAGGAUAGUUACCCCGCGGAGGAGCUGGACAGAAGUCACCGAAACAGCGAGCUGACGCAUCUCGAAUCAAAGAGUCUUUGCACCGUACCGAAGAAGAGGAAGCUUCAUGCGGAGCCUUCGGAAAGUCCAUUAAAAAAGAUGAAAAGUAAUGUGUCUGAUGCUGCUGGCAACCACGUUUCUGCUGCAGAAGCGCUCUAUGGGCCUUUGCUUAACCAGCAAGAGCUGAAAUUCAACAGAAGUGAUACUGAAUUUAAGUAUGCUGUAGGUCACGGUUCAAGUAGCGAAAGUGAAAAUAGGAGCUGGUCUAGAGAUAGUAAAGGCUUUAAUGUGUUGAAACAGCUGCUUCUGUCAGAAAACUGUGAGAGAGAUGUGUCACAACAUAGGAAUAACAUACUGACUGAGGGCAAGAAAAAAGGCAGCAAAAGCAAUGCAACGGUUAAUAAACCUGAGUUCAGCAUUUCUGCCGUGAACUCGCUGAUGGGAAGUCCUGUGCAGCAGAGCAAUUGUGUAGAUCACAGAACAUUUCAGUAUCCGGUAGCAGUAAAAAGUCCUGCCAGUUCCCCCUUCCCUGAGCAUUUGGGGAGUACCGUGUCUAGACCUGAAUCUGAGCAGUUCGGUUUGUGUCCCGUGCCCAGUGAAAAAGGACCCAUCAGAUGGGUCAUCACAGGCGUGGACAAGAACGAUUACGAGAAAGAAUCUCCGAGACUGACCAAAACCAACCCAAUAUUGUAUUACAUGUUACAGAAAGGUGGCAACUCUGUCAGUAGCCAAGAAGCACAUGACAAGGACAUUUGGAAUGAGCCUUCGUUUACUGAUAGCACAGCCCGCGUUACAAUCAAAGAGGAGCUAACRUCUGAUGCGGAGCUAAAAAGCCCUUUCAACAGCUUGCGAAGCCCUUACAACAGCCAUAUGGGGCAUAAGGCCUCUCAUCAGCAUGGUGUGAAUGGAGAAGUGCAUGGACUUUUGGAAAAAGUGCUAACAAUCAAAAAAGAGCCAGAAUAAAAUACAACCUCCCAAUGAGUUUACAAUCAGUGGUUUUGAAUCUUUGUUUUAAAAAAAAAAAAGAAAGAAAGAAAAAGAAAAAAAAUGAGUAUGAACUUGAAUACUGUAUAAAUUGAGCAUGAUUUGAGAAGAGCAUGGUCUAAUUGAAACGUUUUCAUUUGAUAAACUUCUUAUUUUUCUGGUGAUGUUAUUUAAAACACAUGUAGAUAAAAAUUGCUUUAUAAUAGAUUGUCACAAGGAAACUAGAAAGGUUGUAAUUUGUACGAAACAUUUCUGUAUGCAUCUGAUUAAGUUAUGAGCACUCUUGGAUCAGAGUCUUACUUGGAUCUGCAAGUCCUUGGCAUAACAUAAAGUAUCAGUGUACAGCCUAGGUGGUGGUAAUGCUGCGUUUCCUCCCUCCUCUGUAAAAUAAUCCUUUUUUUUUUUUUUUUUUGGGAAGCCUAAGCAUAGAGACAGUGUACUUUUUUUGAAUAUUUAAUAUGUUUUGUGAAAUUUUAAGAAUAACUUUUAAGAAAUGGAGCAGUCCGUCCAAGGUAUUAGCUCAUCAUAUUAGCAAACCUGUGUCAGUGUUAAUAACUGAAGUGCACUGAAAUGUAAUUUUUAGUGCUUCCAAAUUUUUAUUGUUAUUUUUAAAUCCUGUUUGUGGUCCUUCCAGAAUAGUGGUGUAACAUCUACUUUUUUUCUUCCUCCUCCCUUUGAGAAAUGCCCUCCUCACGAUCCUUAGCUGGAGUUAUAAGUUCUUAGUUAUGAGUAAAAUUUUUCCUAGAUUUUUCUAUUAACAGUAGAUUUUCAUGUACUCUGCAAGUACUGCAUGAGUCUUCUGUUGGCGCAUUCCUGUCCUUUCCCAGCUUACAAGGGGAACGUCAGAAUAUCUCUUGGAGCACUGAAAAAGCCUGUCAUUGAUUUAGUGAGGAAAACAGUGGACAGUUGUGAAUGGGAUAACGCGAGUUGUUUGCUUAGGACCACCUUGCUUCCUUUACCAAAGAGCAUCAGCUGCACUGAAGCGCCACAUCUGACUUCCACUUGACUACAGACUUGGGUUUCACUGAAAAACGAGUUGGCUUCUCUCUACAACAAGGGGAAAGAAUCCAUUUUCUGCCAAUAUUUAUUACUUUAAUGCACUAUCCUCUAGUAGCAGAAAAAAACUGCUUUUAGAAUAAUUUUUCUUUGAGGAUAAAAUUGUAGUUUUUUCAUGUUCUGUAAUGGGUAGUGGGAUAUGUCUCAGAAAUGCCCCUGUGCCCUUUUCCUUGAUCCCCACCUGCGCUGUGAUUUGUAACAUCUGGCAGUAUCAGCCGAGUUGGAAGUAACUGAAUAUUCCAAUGAAAGCUGAGGCACCGUGAAAGAACUGCUGAGUGGGGAGAGCCUCGGAGCUCCGCUUUCCCCGGAGCCUGGGUUAGCUCCACACGGAGGCAGCCCGCAGUUCUCCCGGGGCAGGCAGAAAACAGAAUCAAGCUCCUCUAAAUUAUAUGCGUUAUUAGUAACUGUAAGUUUUGCUGCAUUUUGAUUUACCCACGACACAGAGGUUCUGUGCCGUGUCAGACUGAACCAAUAAUUGCCACUGUUACCAGAAAGCAGUUCAGCAUUUGGCCCGUGCAAAUGCAUCUCUCUCUCUCUUUUUUUUUU
This is a messenger RNA of Nothoprocta perdicaria, 5936 nucleotides long. It is a transcript of the gene NRIP1, whose product is annotated as nuclear receptor interacting protein 1. Bases 822 to 4313 code for a protein of 1163 amino acids. Gene Ontology annotation, molecular function: transcription coregulator activity; signaling receptor binding. Gene Ontology annotation, cellular component: nucleus. Lineage: Eukaryota; Metazoa; Chordata; Aves; Tinamiformes; Tinamidae. Gene Ontology annotation, biological process: regulation of transcription by RNA polymerase II. The record is from RefSeq and is a predicted model, not a curated record. The transcript has 4 exons.